AUGUCUUUGCAAAAGAAUUAUUUCCAAAUCAUAUUGAAUAAUAAAUAUAUUAGUAAUAUUAUAUUCUGUAAUGUAUAUCGUAUUCACAAGUUUGUGGUUGGAAUAGGCAAGCGAUGCUAUCGGUACAAUGAGAUUGGCGAUGUCGAGUGGAUGCUGCUCAAUCGGUAUACAGCGCAACCUCGUCAUCGUUCGACACAUUGCCACUCUGCUCAACGGCAUGUCGCUAUCGGUGCCGCUCGAAUCGAUGCAGCAAUGUCUGCUCGUGCAUCAAAAGACACCAGUUGUCGCCGACGACAAGUUCAUACAGGACAGCAUCGAAAUAAUUUCGAACAGAUACACAAUAACCUGUUAUUUAAAUGUCCAUUACAAAAUAUUCAAUAUAUAUUGUCGAAUCAACAACAACAACUUGGCGGUGGAAAUAAUAUAUCAACAACAACAACGAUGAUGACGACAACUAACAACAACACUACUACUGCCACAACAAACGAUCAAAUUGAAUCAGUUAAUUCACAAAGACACAUCAUCAGAUACAGUGGCUCCAUUCUGGCAGCGGCAAUUGGAAAUUCACUAGAAGUUCUCCAGUAUCUGCUGAAUAUUUAUCAACAUCAGCCAAACGAUUUCCAACAGGAUCUACAACAACAACAGUUGGAACAACACUCUUACGCUAUCAAUAGAGUCAACCAAAUCUGCGACACACUAGACGAAGCCAUUGAAUCUGCAUUUUUCCCACCGUCACCCUAUAAAAUGGAAUGUAAUAAUUUCACCCAACCAGAAAAUCAAACCAGAAAUAAUCAACUUUUAAUACUAUAUAGAUUUUAA
Molecule: messenger RNA, 819 nt
Organism: Heterostelium album PN500
Lineage: Eukaryota; Evosea; Eumycetozoa; Acytosteliales; Acytosteliaceae
Exons: 4
Coding region: 1-819 (272 amino acids)
Source: RefSeq, a predicted model, not a curated record